AUGCUUGCCGUGCAGUUGGUGGGCGGCGGAGAGCGGCUGCAAGCGACGCUGCACGACGGCGCUUGGCACGACGUCCACGUGCUCAUGGACCGCAAGGGCGUGGGCGUGAUGCUGGACCUGUGUGGGCGGAGCUGGGAUGGGCCAAACAUGGCCCACGAGUGCCUGGCGCGGGCGGCCUGGACCCACCGCGAGGAGGGGGCGAGAGAGUGGGCGCCGUCGGGGCCGCUUCAGGUGGGCGGCUUGGCGCACCCGCCGCCCGCGCCGCAGGACCACGGCUGGCUCUACCGGCCAAAGCCGACCCGCUUGAAGGCUGCGUCUCGCAUGUCACCGUCAACGGUCAGAGACACCCCAGCUAAGACACAGCUCCGGAGUGACGGUCCCCCAGUGCUGUUGCAGGUGCAAGACCUAGGGCAGCCGCCCAACGCCCAUGCCACCGCGGGCGGGUGCAGACAACAGGAAAGGGCUUGUGCGGACGGGUGCGGCCUCCGUGGGCUGUGCGUGGGCGGGCUGAAGGAGGCAAGGUGCGAGUGCGAGGCCGGGUGGGCGGGGCCUCGAUGCGCGGCGCCCACGGUCCCUUCCGCCCUCGGUUCCUCGUCGUACAUGAAGGUGGCGCUCUCCUUCGCGCCCACGCCCACGGAUCUCUCCGUCCAGCUGCGGGUGAGGACCCGGGGCGCGCGGGACGGGCUGCUGGUGCGCCUGGCCGCCCACCGCCCGCCAGCCGCCCUCACGCUGCAGCUGCGCUCGGGCGUCGCCUGCGCCUCCGUCUCGGGCGCGGGGUGGGCGGCGCAGGAGGCGUGCGUGGAGGGCCGCCCUCUCGGGGACGGCGAGUGGCACACCCUCGCGGCCGAGCGUCGGGGACACAACCUCCUCCUGCGCGUCGACGGCGGUGACGGCAGGAGCUUCACGAACCACUCGCUGGAUUCCUUCGCCCUGCUGUCCUGGGACGCCCGCGGAGGAAGGGGGGACGAGCAAAGGGGGAAAGGGGGCGGUCGGCGCCCCAAGAACCUCACGUAUCCCGCGCUGCCGCCAUUCCUGCAUGUGGAUAAGCACGACGGGGUGACCGUCGGCGGCUGGCCGGAGUUCGAAGCAGGAAGACACGUGCGCGUGCACCAUGACCUCAAUGAAAGCUGCAUCGACGAUCUGCGGCUAUCAGGGCGGCCGCUGCCUCUGCCGCCCGCGGUCAACGGCAGCAGGUGGGGCCAGGUGACCACGUCCCGCCACUUGACUCUCGGCUGCGCUGGCGACUCGGGUGCCUGUCUCAACUACACCUGUGAGCCUCCACUGACCUGCACUGCUCCAUGGGGCCGGCAGCCUUCUUGCAGCUGUGGUCCAGGCCGGAUCCAGAUCGGACACGCGUGCGAGGACGUGGACGAGUGUGCAUGGCAACCCUGCCUCCACGGGGGUACCUGCUACAACCUGCAGUCUGGCCACAAAUGCGUGUGUGGCCCCAGCCACAUGGGGGACCACUGCCAGUGGCCACACUCAGCCCCAAACUCAGGACCCCUUGGCAGCCCCGGGCACCAUCACAGCUUUCUCCGUCGCUAUUUUGCUAAUGGUUCUGCUGCUUACAGUGCUCUCCCGACACCUGGCGCGGCACUUCUGCAGAGGAGGCCCCAGGGGGGGGAAGAGCAUGGAGGGGCUGGCCACGGGGCGGGAGAACGCAAGGCAGCGACGCGCGCCAGAAAGGACGGUCCUCGGGGAUCCUUUUCGAAGGACGUGGGUUGCAGGAGCACCGGUGCAGACCACGCUGUCCGGCAGAGCAAAGACUUCGAGGCUGACCCUUCGUUUGUGGCAGUACCUCUCUGUGGCAGGCCCUGCACGGAUCAGUUGCAGGAAGGGAGCCAAGCGGUCGUCCCUGGCAUUCCAGAGCCCUUUUUACCUCCCGAUGACCUUCGAGCUUAUGCCUACGAGGGGGAGAGCUCUCCCCCUGGCUCCCUUUCCUCUACCGUCUCAGGAUUGCAAGAAGAAAUCAAUAAUAUCAAGCCCCAAAUGCCACAGCUCUUGGAAGUCAUGGAGCUCCUGAAAAAUCUCCCGGAUGGGUCAAGAUCUUCCUUCACAGCAAGCAGUCCUUACACGGGAGAGGAACAAAAAGAAGCAACGGUAACUCCCCCUAAGUUAUGUGAACAUGCAAUAAACAAUCAAUCAAAAGACAGUAUAAAGCGACCAAGGACCGCACAGGCUCAGCCACAGCCUAACCUUUUCAGACUUUUGAUUCAGUCUUCUACUUUGAUUUCACAUCAAUGGAAAAGCGUAAUAGGCAGCAAUUCGUGCGAUGAGGAAAGGGAUCAGACUGACACGCAAAGAAACUCUCAGCUGGCUACAAUUUCGUAGAAUUUUCCGCUACAGACGUGCUCUUUGGAAGUUCUCAGCUGGAUAUUAUUUCACAAAAUCCUCCUUUUCUCUUUUUUUUCUUUUUUCAGACAACUUUUUCUAAGAAUAAUGGGCACAAAUUGGGUAAUGGGUUGGAGAUACAAGUUUUUACUUUGAUAUCUACACUGAAAUCUCAUUGAAUGAAUACCAAAUCAGUCAUUGCCAGGGUUCAACUGACCUUUUCUG
Messenger RNA from Penaeus monodon (black tiger shrimp), 2556 nucleotides. Its product is annotated as neural-cadherin-like. Lineage: Eukaryota; Metazoa; Arthropoda; Malacostraca; Decapoda; Penaeidae. The transcript is spliced from 11 exons. Gene Ontology annotation, biological process: homophilic cell-cell adhesion. Gene Ontology annotation, molecular function: calcium ion binding; Notch binding. The record is from RefSeq and is a predicted model, not a curated record. The coding region runs from base 1 to 2331 and encodes 776 amino acids.